Panicum hallii is the source of this 1569-nucleotide messenger RNA. RefSeq names its product transcription factor EAT1-like. Gene Ontology annotation, biological process: anther wall tapetum development; regulation of DNA-templated transcription. The transcript is spliced from 4 exons. The record is from RefSeq and is a predicted model, not a curated record. Bases 175 to 1569 code for a protein of 464 amino acids. Gene Ontology annotation, molecular function: protein dimerization activity. NCBI's taxonomy places the organism in Eukaryota, Viridiplantae, Streptophyta, Magnoliopsida, Poales, Poaceae.
GAUAAUUAUUGCUCAUGACCUUCCACUAUAAUACCCUUGCCAUAGCACAGAAACUUGGUAUUGUGAGUCUUUGAGUUGCUACUUCGUAAACAAACCCCCCUUCACUGAAAACAGCUGAGGCAAAAGAAAGAAAGAAAGAUUUGGAGUGAAGGUAGCAGGUACUGUUUUGCCAAAAUGAUUGCCGGUGGUGGCUAUUUUGAAAGUUCCCAUGAUCAGUGCCUCAUGGCAGGAUCUCUGAUCCAUGACUCUUCUCAAAUUCCUAAAGGCAACGACGACACAAGCAUUGAGCUACAGAAGUUCAAAGUUCCCUCCUUUUCCACAGAAGCACUCUCAAGGCCAACCAAUUUUUCCUCUGAAGAUGUAGGAGGAACCAAUCUCCUUCAGCACCAGCUGGGAAUUGACUUGGAACAAGAGGCUCCCCCAGGAGAAACUACAAGCUGGGAUCCUUCUGUCUGCACUAUCCAAGAUCAAAUCAUCAAACAUCAGUUUGGAGAAUAUUCAGAAAACAUGUUGGUUGAACCAGAGAUCCAACAGUAUGAUGCUGCACUUUAUCCUAAUGGUGCUUACACACCUGCACCUGAUCUCCUAAAUCUUCUUCGGAUCAAUGUUGCUUCAGCAUUUCCUGCAGCAACAUCUGUCUUCGGUGAUGCCAUGCUGAAUGGUAGUAACUAUUUGGAUCUCAAUGGUGAGCUUACAGGAGUAGCAGCAAUUCCAGAUAAUGGGUUGAUGUUCACUGGUGAUUCAUCCGUGCACUUGGGCUAUCAUGCUACUCAACCUCAUCUGGCAAAUGAUAUAUGCCAUUCACUGCCACAGAAUUAUGGACUGUUUCCCAGUGAGGAUGAAAGAGAAGUCAUGAUUGGAGCUGGAAGCGUAGGAGAUUUGUUUCAGGAGAUAGAUGACAGACAAUUUGAUAGCGUACUGGAAUGCAGAAGAGGGAAGGGUGAGUUUGGGAAGGGCAAGGUAAAAGCUAAUUUUGCAACUGAGAGAGAGAGGCGGGAGCAGCUAAAUGUGAAGUACAGGACUUUGAGAAUGCUCUUCCCAAAUCCUACCAAGAAUGACAGGGCUUCUAUAGUAGGCGAUGCAAUUGAGUACAUAGAUGAGCUUAAUCGAACAGUGAAGGAACUAAAGAUCCUUGUGGAGCAGAAGAAGCAUGGCAAUAAUAGGGAGAAGAGGAUAAAGUUGGAUCACCAGGCAGCUGCUGAUGGUGAGAGCUCAUCAAUGAAGCCAAUCAGGGAUGAUCAGGACAAUCAGCUCAAUGGAUCCAUAAGGAGCUCAUGGGUUCAGAGGAGGUCAAAGGAGUGCCAUGUUGAUGUCCGCAUAGUGGAUGAUGAAGUAAACAUCAAGCUCACUGAAAAGAAGAAGGACAACUCUUUGUUUCAUGCUGCAAAGGUUCUAGAUGAGUUCCAACUGGAUCUAAUCCACGCAGUUGGCGGGAUAAUAGGCGAUCACCAUAUAUUUAUGUUUAACACCAAGGUACCUGAAGGCUCCUCAGUUUAUGCGUGUCCAGUGGCUAAGAGGCUUCUUGAAGCAGUGGAUGCACAGCAUCAAACUUAUAACAUUUUCAAUUAA